AUGCCCAUGUCUGGUCUUGACUGGCCCAUUUUGCUCAACGCCUGUCUAAAAAGAACGCCAUGUCUCUCUCGUCCCAAGUGGACCGAUCUUGUUCAGCUACUCAUCCUCCCGGUCCGACCUCCAGUCCAUCCUUCUCCAGUCCUUCUGGGAUUACCGCCGUUCUCUGCUGCAGCUCGUGCUUAUUGCUUUUUUGCCUCUCCUUUCCCGUAUCCAUUCGUUUAG
Messenger RNA from Colletotrichum abscissum, 222 nucleotides. RefSeq lists its product as uncharacterized. Bases 1 to 222 code for a protein of 73 amino acids. The record is from RefSeq and is a predicted model, not a curated record. NCBI's taxonomy places the organism in Eukaryota, Fungi, Ascomycota, Sordariomycetes, Glomerellales, Glomerellaceae. The transcript has a single exon.